AAUGUGUUGUUGAGUGCAUACAUAAGGUGUAAAUUGGUGUCGUGGACCGUUUUUUCGUCAACAAAGACUGUCAUUUUGAUACCAAGAAAGGUGCUUCAAGAAUGGCGUCCCCCACAUGUGCCGCCUAUUGAAUUUCUUCGUCGUUGGGAAUUUUAGAAAUUGAUGACGUGAGCUCAAUUGCUGUGAGCAAAGGUGCAGAAGUGCGAAUCUCCAGGGCUCGCUGUGGGAAGUCUUUGCAGUCGCUACAGUCGCCCUGAAAAUUUUCAAAUUGGUAUCGCCCUUGCACUGCUUGUAAAUAGAGGCUGUAAAUAUUUAGGCAGUAAAAGAUGAGUUUGGGUGCGCGCGCCACCAAGGGUGGUGCGAAGAAGGAGGGCAAGGCGGACAAGGGCAAGCCCGCAGACAAGCCCACCCCCAAGGAAAAGACAAAACCACAGGCCACCACAGAACAACUUCGUAUGGCAAACAUGAUUGAUUGCAAAAGUGAGGAUGCCUCUGACGUACGACGAAUGGUCACUGAACUGAUGGAGAUGACGCGUCGCACGGAGGAGGAGGUUUGCUCAGCUCUGCACGACACCAACAACGACAUGGCCGCAGCCUGCAACCUGCUGUUCGAGGAGAGCCAACGGAUACAGGGCGAAUGGCAAACCAGAGAGAAGAAGAAAAAGAAGCCGCCGGCGGCCGCGGGCAACGGCGACGUGGAGCCGCCGCGAGAGGCGCCGCGCUCGCGCUCCGGGCCGCGCACACGACGCGGCGAAGGCGAGGGUUCAAUGCGUGGGCGGGGCUCCGGGCGUGGGCGGGGCGGCGCGCGCGGAGGUCGCGGCGCUGGGCGUGGCGCCCGGCGCGGCGGCACGUCGCGCCCGCACGCGCAGCGCAACGACGCCGACUGGCCGCACGCGCCCGACACCGGUGGCAACAUCGACUCCUUUCCCGCCACAGAAGAAUGGGACAACGAGGAGUGGUCCGGCUCCCUCUCAGACACCAAGGUGUUCACGCCGAGCGUUAGCGGGCAGAACGCUCUCACGGAUUCGGAACCGGCCCCCGUUGUUCCAUCUACUGAGGACUGGGAGUGUGGGGCGGAGGCGAACGGCCCGCGCGAGCCGCAAAUACCGACCUACACGUACCACAACACGCAGCAGCACAUACCUCAAAUGGGCAAUGCAAAUAACGUGGUGACCGGCGCUCCGCCCGCCGUGCCCAAGACUGAACCGCCCGAGACAUACGUGCCUCAACAUCAUCCGGUUCAGCCAAUGGGCAUGUCGGGCAGCCUGAGUGCGGCGCAGACGCAGUACCUGUCUCAGCUCACGCAACAGACGCAGCGUCACGACGCCAGUGUGUACACGAGUAACUACGGCGUGUACGGGGCUACGGAUAUUAGCACACAGCGGAAAACGCAGCGGGUCAGGGUGCCUCCGCCCUCAAAGAUACCAUCAACAGCGGUGGAGAUGCCGGGCGGUACAGAGAACAGUGGCAGCAUGUUCCUCGACGUGCAAUUCGGUGCUUUGGAGCCGGAAGCGCUACAUGAAACGUCGCCCCAGUCAACGCACACGUCCCAUCCCGUGCAUCCUACGCAUCAAACGCACCCCGCACAUCCAACGCAUCCCACGCACCCAUCGCAUCCCGCGCACCCAACGCAUCCCGCGCACCCAACGCAUCCCGCGCACCCAACGCAUCCAACGCACCCAACGCACCCCACGGGCCAGCCCACGCACCCCGCGGUGCAGUCGUCACACCCAGCGGUACAGUCAUCGCAUCCAGCUGGACCGACGCACUCGACGGGGCAUUCUGUUCAGCAGCCCACAGGGACACAGCAGCCUACGACACCGGUACAACCCGCCAAACAGCAGGUGACGUCACAGCCGGAGCCGCAAUCUGUGCAGCCAAGCCAUGAAGCGACUGAAGCGCCUAGUAAUAGCUAUUCCAAUACAAACAGUAUGUUAAGUGAGAGCUUAUCAGCAGUAGAAACGGCGCCGACGAGUCAACCGGCCACGUCAGAGUCUGUAGUCACCAAUAGCUCGUCACUAGAAAAGCUAUCAGCAUCGAUGAAGCAGCUAGGUGUGACAGGGGUGUCGGGCGUGUCUGGAGUAUCAGGGGUGACUGGUGUGUCGGGGGUGACGGGUACUAAUGAAGUGACGCCACAGCCUCAGGCGCAUCACCAUUACGCGCACCACAGGCCUAAGACAGUGGGACAACAAAACGUGUACGCGGCACAUCACGCCGUGUCGCACCAUCCGCCUGUCUACGGAGCGAACGUCUAUGCGCCACAGGUGAACUCAACCAACGCAUCCAUGUCAGGCGCGUCCAUCGCCAGCGCGUAUCCGUCCAGCGUCACGCUCACACAGUACCAGCCGAUCAUUAACUCUUAUCAGCAGCAACAAACGUCGUCGACGUCGGCAGUGUCGGCGGCGGCGUACGGCGGCAGUGCGCUGUACACCGCGGCGCCCUACACCGCGCCGCCCGCGCACCCCGCCGCGCCCUACCACCACCCGCCCAAACACCACAAGGAGACCACGCAACAGCCGCAGUAUGAAAAUAAUUCAGUUGCAUCAAGUAACAGUUUAACGAGUACGUCCACGACGCCGACGUCAACGGCCAAAGUUACGACCACGACAGUGAGCGGCGCGGUGAACUCGGGCGCGUCGUCGGCGUCCACGGGCAACUCGACGGGCGGCGCCAGUGCGGCGAACGCGGCGGGCUACGCGGGUGGCGCGCUGUACGGCGGCGCGUACGCGUACGACGAGCAGCUCAUGCGCGGCGGACUGCCGCACCACAUGGGUGGAUAUUACGAAGUAGGCUACGGCACGCGGGAGGGUACCUUCGGACUGGGAGCGGGUGAGAGGUUCGGUCGGACGGACGCCGCCUCACCACAACAGGUCCCGGCCGCUUUACCUCCUGGCUACGCGUACUUCUACCAACCACCUCCCACUACAUACCAGUACGGCGUGUCCUACCACCCUACGUACGGCGGUGGUUCGAGCGUGGGCGGUGUUGGCGGAGUCGGCGGAGUUGGGGGAGUGGGAGGUGUGGGCGGCGUGGGCGUAACCGCUGGCGGCAAGGUGUCAGCGUACUCGCAGCAGCAGCAACCGCCCUACGACGCGCAGGAUUCGUACAAACCAGGUGGACCAUACACAGCUAAUGCGAACAAAACGGCAGGUGCAGCGUCCGCGGAGUUAACCACUGCAAUGUACGCGAAGACUCACGUCGCGCUGAACAAGGUUAACAGUUACGAGAAGGCUGGAUUCCACAGCGGCACCCCGCCGCCAUUCGGGGCCGGCAGCCACCUCUACAUCCCCGCGCCGCCGCACCACCACCCGCACCACCACGCGCCGCAGCAGCACCAGAUGGAUGGUCGGGUGAACAGUAGUCAUAAUAGGCGGGAAAGCGGUUCUGGAGCGCGAACGGGUGCUGCCAAGCCGACGGCUAACAAGCCAACCUAUUCCUCGCAGUCCUACUGGACGCCCAACUAGCGCUCUGUUGCUCACUCGGCUCUCAACACAGAUAGACACGUGUACAUAGAAGGCGACCGCUAACCUCAACUCACCUGCCGACUGGCUCGGCCGAGCACGCUCCGGGCCCGGCACGUGCCCGCUCCGGGCUUGUGCACGCGUCUCUCACCUCACGUGUAAUCAUGUUGUGUCUACAGCCCCCGCGCCACGAGACACCCGCACCGUAGUAAGACUCGCUAACUCAUAAGAAUCACGCGCACGCAUGCGUCCGCAACGUCCUUUAGUUCUUGUUAUUAAGAUUCUCGCUCGCGGCGUUCUGACGCGUUUCUAAUGUGUCAAUUUGUAUCGAAGUAUUUAAAAGUAAUAAUUGUAAUUGAUAGUGUAUAGGUCGGAUUGUAAAUGCUCUCAUUAAUUAAAAAAAAAAGUUAUUAACUAAACGCGAGCGAACGCCGCGCGACUAGUUUAGUGUUACGUUUUUAGACGCGCACAGCUCGUGUGCAGCCCCUGUAUAAAGUAUAGCGUGUACGGACGCACGUGUGCGUGCUUGCGCGGAGUCUCGAGUGCGCGCGUGCGCACGCAUCCUUAAUUUUUUUUAUUUUAGUGAAUCGUGUAAGAAACCGCCCCUCCUGAUUCUAUGUUAUGUGCGUGAUAUAUUAUAUAACUAUACAUUAAAAAACAGACAGUUCGUGUAUCUAUUUAAACGUGUAACUGAUAUUGUAAAAUAAAAUGAAAGGUAAUAAUUGAGAAAAAGGUAAACUAUGUUAAUAUACUUGUUUUAUUUUGAAAUUCCUAGUGUAUUUAGGCGGCGGGGCGCGGCGUCUUUUUAGUAUACAUUUUUAUAAAACGCUGCGUAUGAACGCGAGAUUAGGUUAGUUAGCAAUUAUCCGGGUUGUUUUAAGGCGGGCACACUGGGGCCAAAUCGUUCGUGUUCCUGUGCAUUGCUCUUGGUGUGCCUCGGCUUAAGGCUCGCCGCACCCCGCCGCGCCUCGUUUUUGAGUCCGCUCCUUUAGGUUACAUUUUUCUUUAAAUAAAUUUACAGUAGUGCUACAUUUAUCGUUAUCUAUAAAAUAUGUAUUGUAUAUGUAUGUAAGUGUUUGGUGCGCUAUGCGCGCCUGGACGCCUGUAUUUAGUUGUCAUACUUUUUGUAAUUACAUAUUAUUAUUAAUAUUAUUAAAAUGACGUCAUAGUUCGUCGACUGUAAUGUAACAACGUAUUGAUAAUCGAGGUCUUUUUUAUCGUGAAAGAAUGCUGAGAUGAUCUCGCGGGCAUUUGAAAGUAUGAGGGAAAUACACUUAUUGGAACAAGA
Pararge aegeria (speckled wood butterfly) is the source of this 4749-nucleotide messenger RNA. RefSeq names its product protein lingerer-like (gene lig). Lineage: Eukaryota; Metazoa; Arthropoda; Insecta; Lepidoptera; Nymphalidae. Gene Ontology annotation, cellular component: cytoplasm; nucleus. The record is from RefSeq and is a predicted model, not a curated record. The coding region runs from base 327 to 3464 and encodes 1045 amino acids. Gene Ontology annotation, molecular function: protein binding. The transcript is spliced from 29 exons.